AUGUAUGGUUUGAAUUAUAGAAUUCCUCAUUCUAGAUAGGUAUCAGAUUAAGGAAAAAGAGAAGACAAAUCUACAAUUAAAUAAGGGAAUCAGGGAGCAUAGAUAAUUCAAAAUAAUCGGUAUUUUCAAACAGUUUAAUUGGAGUAGGAUAGAAUAAAAUGAUCAUUCUCCUUCACCAUUAUUUCAUGGAAUACAGAAAUUUUCAGUUUAAUCAAGUUAAUCCACAUCAGCAAAUCACUCAAAAUAAUCUUCAAUAUCAAAGCCAAAAUAAAAUUAAUAAAUGUCAUUUCUAAAUUAUUUGAUGCUUAAAAAAGAAGAUGAAUAAUAAGAAAAGCAAGUUACAUAACAUCAAUAGAAACAACAAUCUUUUUAAUAAAAUAAUUAUUUUGCAAAUGAUCUUCAAAUUCAAAGAAAUAUGUUUAAUUUUCUUUAUGUAAUUGGUGUUGGUGGAUUUGGCAAAGUUUGGAAAGUAGAAUAAAAAAAGACUGGUUAAACCUAUGCUCUUAAAGAAAUGUCAAAAGCAUUGUAAUAUAGAUUUUAUUGUUAUAAGAAUUAUUGCAAAAAAAAGUGUUAAUUCAGUUAUGAAUGAAAAGAACAUUUUGAGUAAUCUCAAACAUCCGUAUAUUAUUAUUUAUUAUAAAUAGCUAUUUGGUUAAUAUCUAUUAUGCAUUUUAAGAUAGAGAAAAUUUGUUUUUGGCAUUAGAUUAUAUGUAGGGAGGUGAUUUAAGAUAUCAUCUAGGAAGAAUGCGUAGAUUUAGUGAAGAUUAAACAAGUAUAUCAUUUAGUGUAAUAAAGAGGAUUUUUUAUGGCUUGUAUAUUUUUGGGUUUAGAAUACAUGCAUUCCUAAAAUAUUAUUCAUAGAGAUAUAAAACCUGAAAAUUUAGUACUUGAUAAAAAUGGUAUACUUUAUAAAUAAAAUAGGUUAUGUUAGAAUAACUGAUUUAGGAAUAGCUAGAGUUCUAAGACCUGAUAAUGCUCAAGAUACAAGUGGUACACCUGGAUAUAUGGCACCUGAAGUGAUGUGUCGAUAGAAUCAUUCAUUUUCUGUUGAUUACUUUGCUCUUGGAGUUAUAGGAUAUGAAUUUAUGUUAGGAAGAGUAAAUAGAUAAUUUUAAUAUUAUAUAGAGACCAUACACAGGAAGAUCUAGAAAAGAAAUCAGAGAUUAGAUUUUAGCUAAAUAAAGUCAAAUUAAAAGAUCUGAAAUUCCUGAUAAUUGGUCUUUGGAAUCAGCAGAUUUCAUCAAUAGAGUAUUAAAACAAAAUUAUUAAGCUUAUAUAAAGGAAGCCUUCUAAUCGUUUAGGAUUUAAUGGGGCUUAAGAAUUGAGGCAACAUACUUGGUUCAAGAAUUUUCCUUGGUAAAAACUGUAUAACAAAGAGUUAAAGGCUCCAUUUAUUCCACAUGUAAAUAAAUUGAGAUUGAUUUUAUAGUAAUCUGAGGAUAAUUUUGAUGCAAGAUAAAUAUCAAUUGAAAAUGAAGAAAAUACAGAAUUAAUUUAAUAGAAUGCUUUGAUGCUUAGAAGAAAUUCAAUAUAAAGUAUUUAUUUAAUAAUCUCAAGCUUAAUUUGAUGGAUAUGAUCUUAAUAACUUUACUUAGACAAGUGAGCCAAUCAAAUAACAACUUAAUAAUAUUAAUUAUUGA
Paramecium pentaurelia is the source of this 1640-nucleotide messenger RNA. Lineage: Eukaryota; Ciliophora; Oligohymenophorea; Peniculida; Parameciidae. The record is from the annotation of a GenBank genome assembly.